CAGGAGGAUGGAGUCAGAACAGGAAAAGUGAGAAGAGGUAGGAUGAAGGAAACUGGGGGAGAAGGGAGGGAAGGAGAGGAGGAAUCAGCCCCUGGCUGCAGCAAGCUGUGAUUUGAAGUAGCAUAGGAGAGUUCAUCCUAGUGCAGAGCAGAUCCUAACUCACACCAUGAUUCUCUUCAUAAAAGCAUGCCUUGUGGACCAUAGGCUGAAAUUGAAGGUCAUCUUCCUCUUGUCUUCAGAUUUGCCCUUUUGGCUUUCACAUGGAAGCAGCUUCUCAGGUUUAGGUUGGGUAGAAUGUGAGUAGACAUUAAUGAUUUCUUUACACCAGAGAUGAUUUUAGCCUGCGUAACAGCUAAAGAGUGGACAAUUCACAGCACAAAGGUCAGUAGUGUUCAUUUCUUUAUUGACUAUAAAGAGACUAAAAUUAGAAGUGCUGAUGGAUGUUGUACGUGCCCUUCACAGCCUAACCGGACUACAAGCCGUGUGAACCUUUACUCAGAUUGUGCUGUUCAGAAUCAUAUCUGUUUGUUUAGCUGUGUGGAUAACAGCAAGAGGAUUUCACCAUUUUGGCUGACAGCAGCAGGGAAAGCAACCCGGUUCCUUUCAAAACCGCCUCGGCAAAUGACAACAUAGCUGAAGGUUGAGUCACCUGCUUGCCAAGGGCUGGUGUGAUAAGGUAGACAAACUGGAAAACCUGGUGUUGCAUAGUUGAGAGGUGUAGUUCUGAGGACGAGGCAAAUCGACACUUCCUCCAUAUCCAGUUUCUCUGUGGCUACUGCAGACAACGUCAUUUCCAAGGAAUUCCCCUUAUUUGCCAGUGUUUUCAGAUCACUCCCAUGAAAACUAUCCAGACUCUCCCUCUUACUGUCUCCAGCCUCGUACAAAAACUGUUACUGAUCAUAACUGCAGCUGAAACCAGAAGGAAAUGAGCUGCCUUCUUGCUUGCUUCAGAGACAGAGGUCCUCGCGCAGAGACGGAGGCUAUGAAAAGGCAAGGCUGCGUUCAGGAGCAUGAGAUCAUUGAAUUAAGAGAAGAUAACACGGAGGAAAGUGAGGCUGGUCACGACAAGCCUCCAAACGCUCAAACCAGAAAGGAGACAGGUCACUGGAGAUCAUGUACGAAUGUCGUUUUCUGGAAGUGUAAACUAUGGAUGGUUAUAGCUACAAUUUUUCUAGUAUUCUUCCUGGUCAUUCUCAUCAGCCUAAUUCUUUAUUCUAAUGUUUACACGGAUGAGGAUGACUAUUGGGAUGCUGAUGCACUCCUAAAUAGUGGAAAUUGUCACAGCUUUUUGGGAACGCUGGAAUUAAUGUGUGAUCUCCCACACCUUGUCUCUGAAGACAUUACUAAGAAGUUAACAGAUGUCUACAGUUCAUCUCCAGCUCUAGGACGUUACUUUAGGUCAGCUCGGGUGGUUUCUUUCAGUAAUGAAAACUCCACUGUAUUUUAUCAGCUAGAGUUCUCUGUACCACCACCAACAGAGGGGUUUAUGGAAAACACAAUGAACCCAGACUUUAUAAAGAACGUUUUACGUCAAAAUAUCUAUGAUGAAGAUGAUAUUUCUAAUCCUGGGACACUUGAAUGUAACAAGUUGAAGUUUGACCCUGCUUCUCUCACACUGACAUAGAAAAAAUGGAAGGACUCUUCAUCUUCCUCACCACCUAGAAGAGGGGGCUUCUCCUAUCUGUUAGUAACCCCAGGAUAGCGAGUUAUUCAUUAGUAGAAACACUUCUAAAGACGUUGUCCUGCACAUGCUGUCCGUGAUGCAGUAUUGUUAAUGGAAAAUGUAGUACAUUUGUAACAGUGUUGUACUCCUAUAACACCACUACCUCCUCCUUUAUUGUUGUCCUGAUAUCUCAAUAACUCAUGUCACUCACGAAAAUCAUGUAUGGUCUGUUGGCUUUGAAACCUCUGCUUUGUCUUACCUUAAAAUUGAAUCUGGAUUCCAUUAUGACCUUUAAAAAGCAGUCUUGCAUAUGGCUCAUUGCUUCUUCACUUGUCUCAUCCAAAAUUAUCUGCACAACUUCAUCCUUAAUGAUCACUUCCACUCAUGUUCAUGUCUGUUACUUUUUUCCCCUGCUAACUACGUAUGCUGUGCUUCCCCAUUGUUCUUUCCUCAUAAAACAAGCAGAAAAGUUAAAUAUACUUUCUAUUUUCUUUAAUUACAUGCAAGACCUUUGCACUAUCUUCUUAAGUGGCCUUCAAUUCCCAUCAUCUCCUUGUUCAUCCUACAGUCUUACUGGAUAAGGUGGUAUCUGCUUUAUUUUUCUCUUCUGUAAUGUGAAAUAGAAAUGAAGGAACAAACAUUGGUAAGACAUACAUCUUGCUCACUGAUGCAUUUGAAUGCUAUAGGAAUCUUUCAAGGGUCAGAUUAACUGUGUGUUUUAAUAAUUAGCUAGUGGUACUGGAGAAUAGACAACUAUUUGAGCCAUAUUUGUAAGUCCAAAGAGAAACUAGCCAAUAUUAUUAGUUACAGGCCUUGUCCCAGCAGUGGGGAUAAAAAUGAACAGAUGCAAGAUAUUUGCAUUCAUAAGGCAGCAAAUGGCUCUUCUUGUUGACAACAGAUCAGAUGAGAUAGAUAGACCAAUGAAUGCUAAGAGGAAGGUGCUGAAACAGACCUUGUAGGCCACAGUGGCAUGAGAGUUACAGCUAGUAAUGGUUAGUUUUAUCUAACAUGUUAGACAAUAUUAGAGCAUUAACUUUAUGUGGAAUGGAUUCACUACCAUGUUAGUGAAAGAUGGCUUCUUGUCAUUUGUUUAUAGCCAUUAUCAACGUUAGCACUAUUGGAGAGACAAAUUUGUUUUAAGAAACCUUUUGUAUAGUAAGAAAUAUGGGAAAUUGUAUGUCUUUUUUUU
Pezoporus flaviventris is the source of this 2852-nucleotide messenger RNA. RefSeq names its product chromosome unknown C3orf52 homolog (gene CUNH3orf52). The transcript has 6 exons. The record is from RefSeq and is a predicted model, not a curated record. Bases 926 to 1624 code for a protein of 232 amino acids. Lineage: Eukaryota; Metazoa; Chordata; Aves; Psittaciformes; Psittacidae.